GUGAUUGUGUUUGUUGCAAUUGUCAGUGGAGCGCUUAAAAAGUAUGAAGAACGUUGUUUUAAAUUUCUCAUUCCACAUCUGUUUUACUCACACCAUCGCUUUCAACUAAUUGAGUUUUUAAGUCAUUUAGUCUCUUCAAAACAUUUGACACAAAAGUUUAGACAUAAUUCAUUGUCUGUUUUUCUGGUGAUUUCUACCAAGAUUAAGCAAUAAUGGUUCGUGCAUGGUUUAUGGAUGAUGACACUACUACAGAUCAAAGAUUGGAACAUCAUCGAAAUCCACCGGAAUACGUCGAUUUGCAGAAAUUGUUUGAACUUAGUGGAGUUGAAUAUUUCAAGCUUGAUCCAGUGAAAUAUAAAGAAGAAGGAAUGUUAGACAACAUUCGCAAACAGCGGGGAUAUUCCUAUGAGGAUGAGAUCACCUGCUCACGUGAAUGCUUGCCCGACUACGAAAACAAAUUGAAAAGCUUCUUUAAAGAGCAUUUGCAUACCGACGAAGAAAUUCGUUUUGUGCUGGAUGGUCAGGGAUACUUCGACGUGAGAGACGCACAGGAUCGUUGGAUUCGCAUUGAGGUGGUCGCGGGAGACAUAAUUAUUAUCCCAUCUGGAAUUUAUCAUCGCUUCACACUGGACGUUAAUAAUUUCAUUAGGGCGAAGCGCUAUUUCGUUGGAGAACCCGUCUGGCUACCACAUAAUCGACCAGCUGAUGACAUGGACUGUCGCAAAAGCUACUUGAAUAAACUUAAGGAUGGAUUCAAAAUUGAAACUUGUUAAUCCUGAAAUGAUUUUAAUUAAAAUUAAAUCUGAGUCAGUUCAUGUAAAUCGUUUGUAAAAUCAACAAAUUUUUGAUAAUAAAAAAAUUUCUAUUAAAAAUAUUC
Messenger RNA from Clunio marinus, 877 nucleotides. Lineage: Eukaryota; Metazoa; Arthropoda; Insecta; Diptera; Chironomidae. The record is from the annotation of a GenBank genome assembly.